Messenger RNA from Mercenaria mercenaria, 2280 nucleotides. RefSeq names its product repulsive guidance molecule A-like. The coding region runs from base 684 to 2039 and encodes 451 amino acids. Gene Ontology annotation, cellular component: plasma membrane. The record is from RefSeq and is a predicted model, not a curated record. Gene Ontology annotation, biological process: BMP signaling pathway. Gene Ontology annotation, molecular function: coreceptor activity. The transcript has 4 exons. NCBI's taxonomy places the organism in Eukaryota, Metazoa, Mollusca, Bivalvia, Venerida, Veneridae.
UUAUUACCUCCGUAUUACAAACACGCACUUGAAAUUCAAAUAUCAAAGUUUUUUUCUUUAUUUGAACAUGUCUAAAUAUUCUAUCAAAUUUCUAGGAUUAAAUCCAACCGUUGACGAACGGUUUUAUGUUAAAGCGAAACGAGGUUGAUUUGAAUUCAUCUGAAUAGCGUUUCACAAACUUAGAUUUAAAUUGUCUGAACGAAACUAUCAUUUUUAUUCGAUGGAUUGUCGGUGCGUAGCAACAGUUAACUUAGUGUUAAAAAUCUGAGUAGCGCAUUAUCAUUAACUUUCAACGGCUGGAUUUGUAGUGAACUUUUUAGCAGAUAUUUCAUUUCAUUUGUUUGUGAGCCUGCAACAGGAUUUACAUUUUAUUGUCGCAGACGACAUCCAAUGAUUUUUCCCGCGCUUGUUUUAUCUACAUCUACAUGAUAAGUGUUAUAACAGGAGAAUAAUAGAAGAGGGUGCUGUUAUUAUUGAUACAGCUCUAAAAUAUAAUGUGCGAUAUAUGUAGCUAAACUUACAGUGCAAUAAACACGUCGUGAAUUUUACUCCGACUGGAGUUCUUUAAAGUGUUAGAUACUCGACUUAUAUUUUGUAUUAUCUUGAAUCGAAUGAUAGCCGACGAUUGGGAUGAUAACCACGAGAUGAUAUUAUGAGUUAUUAUAGAUUUCGUCUGGACUGAAAUGACUUUUAUAACACUACCGAAGUCUCGGAGAAAGGGGAAACGUUCGGACAUUUUGGAAGAAAAAAGGAAUUACACAUUCGUGCCGAACUCGUGUCAUGGAAAAACGGAGAUGUUUAAGCCGAUUUCCCGUCUUGGUCGGGAAACAGUGUUCCUGACGAUAUUUGUUCUUGGGAUAUUCUUUAAAUCAGUACAUACAUGUGAUGUAGAUGGAUGCUGGGACGAGUCCCAAGUCGCAUACCAGACACUAAGUCAAGGUGCAGCAGGAACAGGUUCAAAUAAAGACACAGACAUUCGAUGUACAAGUCUGAGGACAUAUAUGCAUUGCUUAGAUAAUUUACAUGGGUGCAAAGGGAAUAUCAAAUUUCAUAGUGUGAAAAAAGUUGUGAGAAAUCAAAUGAAUCACUACAGGUGUGAUCCUAAUUUGGAAAUUUGGACUGGAACACCAAUUACUCUUCUGCCACCAGAUGAAUUGUGUACCUAUCAUGGAACAAAAGUGUACAGACAUUGUGGAUUAUUUGGGGAUCCCCACAUACGUACUUUUGACAAUAAGUUUCAGACCUGUAAGGUGCAAGGAGCAUGGCCGCUGGUAGACAAUGACCAUCUUACUGUGCAAGUGACAAAUGAAGUGGUAUCGCGUUCACUCAGUGCUACUGCCACAACCAAAUUGACAGUUCUGAUCAAGGAGAACAGGGACUGUGCUUCAAAUGGCUACAUCCUGUACCAGGCUGAUUCGUACAUGCUACCAAGUUCUUUCAAUGACGGACAGACUAAAUAUGGAAAAUCCCAUAGUGUGUCUCUCGUGGAAAUAGAUCCAGGCAGACAUGUAGAGAUCACAAUGAAAUACAUCGAUACCAGAAUUGUUAUUCGUCUUGUUGGGAAUUAUUUGACGUUUUUGAUUAGAAUGCCAGAGCAAUUGUUGCCAGUGAAUUCCACAAAUAAAAACAACAUAGAGCUGUGUGUACGUGGUUGUCCCAAAAGUGAAAUCAUUGAUUACAAGAAGUUUUUAGCUUUAAAAGAAAAACAGGUUAGUGAUAGUGAUGUAAACAUGUCACGAAAAGAGGCGGAGGAAUUAUGUCGUAGUGCCAAUCUCGUAGACUUCUAUUUCGAUUCCUGCGUGUUCGAUUUAUUGACGACGGGGAAUGAUACGUUUAGGUACUCGGCGUUGUCCGCGUUACAAGAUGUGCUAAAAUCAGAUCCAGAUUUCCAUAAAAACAGUGAAAACAGAACUAAACUGACCAUAUAUGACGAAAUGUACGCAGGUGCACAAAGUGUUAGGACUAGCUAUUUAAAUUUAUUGACAGUUUUUGUAUUAACAUUAGUGUCGAUUUUCAAUUCACACUUGAACAGAACGUAACAUCGGUAGACAGGUGUUUCAGCAUGUCAGUAGAACAUAAUAGACUUUUACUUACAUGUUGAUAUACCUGUAAUGUAAGACAAGUGGACUUUAUAAGUCUUUAACUCAAAACCCUGCCAUCUCAUGUAAAAAAAACAUUGAAAUUUAUCAUUUCAUUCAUCACUUCAUACACAAUCAUUGACUGUCAUUUUGUGAUUAAUGCCAAAUCCAAUGUUUUAAAAAUAAAUUGUUAUUACUGUUA